Molecule: messenger RNA, 1995 nt
Organism: Trichobilharzia szidati
Lineage: Eukaryota; Metazoa; Platyhelminthes; Trematoda; Strigeidida; Schistosomatidae
Source: the annotation of a GenBank genome assembly
ACUGAAACAGCGCGGGCGGGUAUUCAAUUGCAUCUUGAGAUGGCAGCAUCUAAAGGUGCAAACACGUAUAACCGCCAGAACUGGGAAGACUCAUCAUUUCCCAUUCUAUGUGAAACAUGUUUGGGGCCAAGUCCCUUUGUCAGAAUGAUGAAAGAAAAAUAUGGGAAGGAAUGUAAAAUUUGUAAUCGUCCGUUUACCGUAUUUCGCUGGUGCCCCGGCCCAAAAGCCAGAUUCAAGAAAACUGAAGUUUGUCAGAGCUGUGCGAAGAUUAAAAAUGUGUGUCAAACAUGUCUAUUUGAUCUCGAAUAUGGCCUUCCUGUCGAAGUUCGUGACAAAGCCCUUCGUCUAUCACAGCAACUGCCUCAGAAUGAUGUUAACCGAGAAUAUUUCCAUCAACAAAUUGAACAAAAUGCCGAAAUGGAAGGUGAUAUAACGGCUCCAUAUGGAGGACAUCAAUUGAUAGGAAAAACUCUGGCCAACACAGCUUCAGCCAGUAGCUCUAGCGGUGGUGGAGGUACAGACUUACUACUAAAGUUAGCUCGUACCGCCCCGUAUUAUCGUAGAAAUCGUCCGCAUAUAUGCUCUUUCUGGGUGAAAGGUGAAUGUAGAAGAGGUGAGGAGUGUCCUUAUCGGCAUGAAAAGCCUACGGAUCCUGAUGACCCACUUUCCGACCAAAACCUGAAAGAUCGUUACUACGGUCAUGAUGACCCAGUUGCAGCCAAAUUACUGUCGAAAUAUGACUCAAUGCCUAAGCUUACACCUCCAGAGGACCGUACAAUAACUACUUUGUAUAUUGGAGGUAUUCCUGAAGGCAUGACGGAAAAGGAUCUGCGUGAUCACUUUUAUCAAUUCGGUGAAUUACGUUCUGUCAAUCUUCACGCCAAACAACGAUGUGCUUUCAUACAAUUCACUACUAGAAGUGCUGCAGAACGUGCCGCCGAGCGAACUUAUGAUCGGUUAAUUUUAGGUGGUCAUCGGUUAACCGUUAAUUGGGGAAAAUCACCAGCGGCUUUGGCUGGAGCUAAUUCUCACUUAUCAGCAGAAACUGGUGAUAUAAGCCUACCUCCUGUACCUGGUUUGCCUCUACCUCCUGCUUUACCUCCAACCAAUUUAUUGAACAGAGCUAUGUCAAUUGGUCUUAGUGGAGGCUUUUUCAUGGCACCCCCUCCACCACCGCCGCCGCCACCACCACCACCUCUUGCUACCAGAUCUCUAGCAUCGGGUGAUAAAAUGCCUAUUGCCUCGACUAUACAAAUCGCACCACCAGUAGUUGAACCACUACCACCCGGAGAAAUAUUUAUGCGUGGCCCACCGCCACCACCUUUGCCACGAUACGUCGCUCGUCCUACUGCUGGCUUAUUGCAGACACCACCGUCAUCGGUUUUGCAUGACCCUAGUUCAACAGGCGUAUUGCCUCCAUUACCACCACCACCACCACCUCCCCCGCCACCACCACCAUCAUCCAAAACUGUAUCCUCAAAGGAAUCAAAGUCAAGUAAGGACACGUCAGCUGAUGAAGCAUUGGGUAUUCAUUAUCCAAGUCAAAAUCCUCAACGGAUGGGUAGUGUACCACACACUGAACAACAUGACUAGUUAAUCUUAUACAAUUCCAAUGUAUAAAUAUGUCUCAUUGAAUCAUACAUAAAUGGUUUCAUAAUAUUACAUUCCGGUUUCCAUACUCAUUCUCUAUGGUUUGGACGUUUAUACGCUUAAUGAUAAUAAUUAAAUUUUAUCCCACUUACGUUAUCAUUGACUGCUGUAUGUGUGUAAAUAUUUGUUUUAUUCCACUGAGGAUUAUCGUGAACAUGGCCUUCUGUUGUCCUCACACAAACUCAUACAGUACCUUUUUGUAUACAGCUAAUAGUAAAUCCAUCAAUAGAAUUCAUAUCGUAUUUAAGAGUUGUGUUUGAUAAACACUGGCUACCUUGGCCUGUUGUGUAGCGUUUGUAAAACUUAGUAUAUGUAGUCUCUCAUAAGCUUACAAUACAAAAGGGA